This is a messenger RNA of Nilaparvata lugens (brown planthopper), 1048 nucleotides long. RefSeq lists its product as uncharacterized. Gene Ontology annotation, cellular component: mitochondrion. The annotation marks the transcript as partial. Gene Ontology annotation, molecular function: 3'-tRNA processing endoribonuclease activity. The record is from RefSeq and is a predicted model, not a curated record. Gene Ontology annotation, biological process: mitochondrial tRNA 3'-end processing. NCBI's taxonomy places the organism in Eukaryota, Metazoa, Arthropoda, Insecta, Hemiptera, Delphacidae. The transcript is spliced from 4 exons.
AGUUUGAGAACUUGUUUUUUUAACGUUCCAGUUGUGGAAUGCCCAGAUGAGAGGUUUUUGGAGCCGCUUGAGAACGAGGGACUAUUCACCGCUCAUCAGGCUCAAGCAUCUUCUCCGGAGGAUCUGGCAUUCCUAGUUGUUCACUUUUCACCGCCUGAAAUCGUCAAACAUCCCAAGUAUCAACGCUGGAUGCACAGGUUUGCCUCCACCACCAACCACCUUAUAAUCAACGAGUCUAACCUGUGCAAAGGCAGUAUAGCCGUACACCGCAUCCAAACCAAACUGAAUCUUCUCGACAAACAAGUGUUCCCCAUUCUGCCGCUAGAAGGCGUUGUUGUCGCUCCUAAUCAUGACGUCACAACUGACAACUGUGAUGUCAUUGCAACUAGAAGUAAUGACGUCACAACUGAUAACAGUGACGUCGUCAGUACACCUUCCAACGGAUCGCUGCAGGUUGGAUCGGAAACUUCGUCGGAGUAUAUGUCAGCUGUGACGUCAGUGGAUUCUUCCUCAGUGACGUCAUCGGAUACAACUGUGACGUCAUCUGGUGCUAGUGAUGAGUCUCUUGAAGGCGCAGUUGUCCAUAGCAAGACUUUCACAACUGUCCACUUGCGACCCACUAAGCAGGUGGACACUGGAGACAAGCUACUGUUCGACAAGGCCGAAUAUCUGAAGGAGGCAUUGACUGAGCCGGGCAUCGACAAAGUGCUACUUGAGUUGGACGAGAAGCGGGGUCAACUGGACGCCAGUACUUGCCACCAGAGUAUCCCAGUGUGGUGUUCUUGGGCACUGGGUCCUGUAUACCUAACAAGGCUAGGAAUACAAGCGGGAUAUUGGUUAAUAUCAGUGCCGAUUGCUGUAUGCUGCUAGACUGUGGAGAAGGUACGUUGGGUCAGCUGGUACGUUUCCAUGGUACGUCACGCGUGCAACACGUGUUAGGCUCGCUACGUGCGGUGUACGUGUCUCAUUUGCACGCCGACCACCAUAUUGGAUUGAUAGGCCUGCUCAAAGCGUGGCGCAAUGCGCAGAGGUCUACUGCGCAGGAGGU